AUGGCGGCGGCUCCGUUAGCCCACUUCGACGAGGACUGGCAGGACUUCAACGAAUUCAAGGAGUCGUCCGUCGCCCAACUGGACCAGCUCAACUCCAACGUGGCGGCGGCGGCGGGGGGCCCGGACGAUUUGUCCGACCUGGACAACAGUUUCUCGGGGGAGAUUUGCAGCUUCCAGUCCAUGGAGGAUCUCGUUCACGACUUCGACGAGAAGCUAACCGUCUGCUUCCGCAAUUAUAACACUACCACGGAGCACAUAGCCCCCAUCAAACCUAUCACGGAGGAUAAUUACCUCAAAGACGACGAGGUGUGGAACGCUCUGACGGACAAAUACGGCAACGUGAUGCCCGUGGACUGGAAGACGUCGCACACGCGCUCGCUUCACCUGCCCGCCCUCAACCUCAAUCGACGGCAGAAGCCGGACAACCGGUCUUUGGACCUGUCGGACGACGAGGAGCUGAGGGAGCAGAUGGACAUGCACUCCAUCAUCGUCUCCUGCGUUAACGACGAGCCGCUCUUCACUGCCGAGCAGGUCAUCGAAGAGAUCGAAGAGAUGAUGCAAGAGUCUCCGGACGAGGACGAGAGCCCCUCCGGGUCCGAUCUGUCCCGGGACCUCGGCGGCCUCGGGCGCGCCGCCUCCGACGGCGGCUACCGAGAACGCUUGCGUCAGCUGUCGACGCCGGAGCUGAGCGAGGCGCUGGAGGAGGUGGAGUCGGCCAUCCGCGGCUUCAGCGAGGAGCUCGUCCGGGCCUUGGCCCUGAGGGACGAGCUGGAGUACGAGAAGGAGGUGAAGAACAGCUUCAUCUCGCUGCUGAUCGACGUGCAGAACAGGCAGAAGGAGCACCGCGAUCUCUUGCGCAAGAAGAAGAAGAUCCGCGCCGCGACGGGAGCCGACGGCCAGAGGGGCGUCGGCGCCAACGUCCCGGGCACGCGCCUCACACUGGAGGGACUCUCCAAUGUCAUUCAAAAUGGCCUCCGACAAACUUUUGGCACCACGGGAGGGGACAAACAGUACCUGACCACAGUGAUCCCCUACGAGAAGAAAAUAGGCUACCCUGCCGUGGAAGACCUCCAGAUCCUGACAAAGAUCCUUCACGCCAUGAGGGACGACAGCGACAAAGUUCCCGCCCUGCUCACGGAUUACAUCCUCAAAGAUGUUUUACAAGCGGCCGCAAACGAGUUCUUCUCGGCGCGUCUCGAGCACUACCCGCUCUAA
Nerophis lumbriciformis (worm pipefish) is the source of this 1215-nucleotide messenger RNA. Lineage: Eukaryota; Metazoa; Chordata; Actinopteri; Syngnathiformes; Syngnathidae. The record is from RefSeq and is a predicted model, not a curated record.